Populus trichocarpa (black cottonwood) is the source of this 1137-nucleotide messenger RNA. RefSeq names its product protein N-terminal glutamine amidohydrolase. Bases 208 to 849 code for a protein of 213 amino acids. The transcript has 6 exons. NCBI's taxonomy places the organism in Eukaryota, Viridiplantae, Streptophyta, Magnoliopsida, Malpighiales, Salicaceae. The record is from RefSeq and is a predicted model, not a curated record. Gene Ontology annotation, molecular function: protein-N-terminal asparagine amidohydrolase activity; protein-N-terminal glutamine amidohydrolase activity. Gene Ontology annotation, cellular component: nucleus; cytosol.
GAACACAACAAGAGCGCCUGAUAGUCAACAAAACGAUGUCGGUUUUAGGAGGGCGGAAAGAUAAACUGUUGUUUGGUGUUUUGGUAAGAAAAUGACACCCUUUCGAGCUUCCAUCCAACGUGUCGUUUAAGGCAGCGAAAAGCCGAAAACAGGCGCUCUCUCGAAUAUAAAGCUGAUCAAACAGGGAAUAGAAGCUCGAAACGAAGAAUGAGCAAUUUGGAGGUUUCCCAGUUCACUCACACCCCAUUUUACUGUGAAGAAAAUGUUUAUUUUCUUCUCAAGAAACUAUGCAAGGAUGGUGUAGCAGAUGCUGAUGGGUCUGAUCUUUUUGUUGUUUUCAUUUCCAAUGAUAAGAAACAGAUCCCACUGUGGCAUCAAAAGGCUAGUACAAGAGCAGAUGGAAUCAUUCUUUGGGAUUAUCAUGUGAUUUGCAUUCAGAGAAAAAGAGAUGGGAACUCUCAUUUAGUGUGGGAUUUGGAUUCAAGUCUUUCCUUUCCUUCUCCGUUAGCUUCAUAUGUCUCCGAAACCAUCCGGCCAUCAUUUCAGCUCUUCUCUGAGUACCAAAGGUCUUUCCGAAUUGUGCAUGCUCCAAUUUUCCUCCGUUUCUUUGCAUCUGAUAGAAGACACAUGAAAGAUUCUGUUGGUAAUUGGACUGCCCAACCUCCUGCAUAUGAACCCAUCGUAGCUGAAGACGGAACCAUUCACAACCUGAAUGAAUACAUGGAGAUCCAUGCAUCUGAUGAAUCAACAAAUAUGGAGGCUGAUUUGAUCAAUUCAGUUUUCACUCAGCAACUUGGUGUGGUGAUAGGCGAGAAUCAGUUGGAGGAAUUCUUUUCUCAAAUUUCUUGAUCUCUGUUCAGUUGCUCAUGUGCGUGAGUUCAUACAUGUACUUUUUUGUUCAUUCUAUGAUGUUGAUUAUCACUUUUACUGCUGCUGGUUUGUUAAUCCAUUUGUUCAAGACAUUGGGGCGUUUUUUGAGACAUUCAAUGGAUUGAGAGAACAUCUCAUCUAUUUUUUCCUAGUGUUAUGUUGUUUAGCAGAAAAACGAGCUGUAAGCGGACGUCACAUUUUAGCUGUGUAUCAAAAACUUGUAAAUUGACAGGUUCAAAUUAUAGAUAUCUUGAUUGGUUUUUUUCA